AUGCCUACAGUUAUCGUCGUUGGUGGUCCAGCAGGAACUGGUAAAACAACUCAAGGUGAAUUACUUGCGCAAUAUUACCAAUGCCCAUUCAUAGAAGGAGAUUCAUUACACCCACAAGCCAACAUUGACAAAAUGUCUCGAGGAGAACCAUUGACUGACGAUGAUAGAUGGGGGUGGCUUGCGAAACUAGCACAAGAAGCAAGUGUAAAAGCUAUUGAAGAUCCGAGUAAAAAAAGUGUUGUAUCUUGUUCAAUGUUGAAAAAGGUAUAUCGUGACUAUAUCAAGCAGAAUGCUUCGACUUCGGGGGAAGGCAACGAUUUAAAGUUUCGAUUUGUGUUUCUUUACACCACGUUUGAAGAAUUGAUCAAACGGGUUGAAAAUAGGAAAGGUCAUUAUAUGAAGUCUGACAUGGUGAAGUCACAAUACGAUAUUAUGGAAGUACCACAAGGUGACGAAUUGUUGGAGAAUGGUGGAGAGGCCGUUAGUGUUGAUUCUACGGGCAAAUCGGAACAAGUUAUAUUUGAUGAUAUCCUCAAGCAAUUGAGCUUACCAAGGGGGGCGUAG
Molecule: messenger RNA, 564 nt
Organism: Lodderomyces parapsilosis
Lineage: Eukaryota; Fungi; Ascomycota; Pichiomycetes; Serinales; Debaryomycetaceae
Product: gluconokinase
Exons: 1
Coding region: 1-564 (187 amino acids)
Cellular component (GO): cytoplasm
Molecular function (GO): gluconokinase activity
Source: RefSeq, a predicted model, not a curated record